AUGGUGUUACUGGCAACAAGAUUUAUUGAUAGGGUGUCGCAGGGUCUUUCGUUCGAAGAAGCCCGGAACAGACUAGAUGCUGAUAUCGAAGCGAACAGCUCAGGGCUUAGAAGAUCAAUCCAAGACUCUUUGAAUAGCAGCUUUCCUAUUGAAGAGGAAGAAGCAAUUGCAGUGAGACCACCUACUUCUGCAACCUUGGAUCCAUCGCCUGUCCGACAACCUUCACCACCCUCACCAUUAUCCUUUGUACCCGCAAGCCCAAUUAUAUGUCCAACACCUAUUUCACCUCCGCUGUCGUCUGUAAGUCCACCACCAGUGCAAGCGCCCCCAGUGCAAACACCACCUGUUCCUCAGCAGCCCCAGGCUCAGAGGAAACCCUGGGAGGCGAAGCACGAGGCUUGCACUUUUAAUAGAAUCAAGCAAAGAGUUCUUGAAAAUGGAUCCUCCAUUCAGUAUUUCAAAAAGACCGAGGUACUCCCAGAAAUAUCCAGCUUAAAUUUUCAAGAUCCUUCUGCAACAACCCAAAGAGACCACGAUUUUCAUUUAA
This is a messenger RNA of Parasteatoda tepidariorum (common house spider), 547 nucleotides long. Lineage: Eukaryota; Metazoa; Arthropoda; Arachnida; Araneae; Theridiidae. The record is from RefSeq and is a predicted model, not a curated record.